GACGUCAUUUAUUCCGCGUUGGCCUGGACGUGGCACCGAGGCGGAGCUGCGCCCACUCCUGCUUCUCGCUGAUCUUCCUCCGCUCUGUCCCUUGCGCUGUCCGAACAAAUCGUCGGACAUUCUGUACUUUCAGGUUUUUAAUCCUCCCGCCAAGGAACCGGAACAUUAUAACCAGAAUGGGUCUUACUAUAUCGUCACUGUUCUCUAAGUUUUUUGGGAAGAAGCAGAUGCGGAUCCUGAUGGUGGGUUUAGACGCAGCUGGAAAAACGACGAUCCUGUACAAACUGAAGCUCGGAGAGAUUGUCACCACCAUCCCCACUAUCGGUUUCAAUGUGGAAACGGUCGAAUACAAAAACAUCUGCUUCACAGUCUGGGAUGUCGGUGGUCAGGACAAGAUCAGACCUCUGUGGAGACAUUAUUUCCAGAACACACAGGGUCUGAUCUUUGUGGUUGACAGUAAUGAUAGAGAGCGAGUAGCUGAAUCAGCAGAGGAACUUUCCAAGAUGAUCCAGGAAGACGAGCUAAAGGAUGCUGUUCUUCUGGUGUUUGCUAACAAACAGGAUCUUCCAAACGCAAUGGGAGUCAGUGAACUCACCGACAAACUGGGUUUGCACAGCCUGCGCAGCAGAACUUGGCACGUCCAGGCCACUUGUGCCACUCAGGGUACAGGUCUGUAUGAAGGUCUGGACUGGCUGUCCAACGAGCUGGCGAAACGUUAGACCACAAGAAAAGUGUCAGGAAGCAGCAAAUGAUGUCACUGAGUGAUGACAUCGUGUACAAACUGAAGAGGAGGAAAACGAAGUGGCAUUUUACAGAACUGUUCCCUUUUCUUUUUUUUUAAGUUAUAAAUGUGUCUGUAGAAGGAAGUGAUGUCAUGGACUCUGAGCUCACCUUGAUUUCCCUUCCCUUCUUCUGUUCUUGCAGGUGUUAGGUCUGUUUUGUUUUUCUUUUAAUCAGCAUGUUUUAACUCUGAAUCACAUGAAAGGAAGUGGAAUGGGAGGGCAGGGCUUACAAUUGAUGACAGUUACCUGUGGGUGGGGUUCAGGACAGGUGACAGGUACCUGUGACAACUCAUUCCAGAGCCUGAGGCCUCGUUAUUUCCUCAUUAAUGUGAAGAAGAAAUGGAGACAAUGAUGCAAUAAAGGUUUUUCUGUUUGACACUUA
Molecule: messenger RNA, 1164 nt
Organism: Betta splendens (Siamese fighting fish)
Lineage: Eukaryota; Metazoa; Chordata; Actinopteri; Anabantiformes; Osphronemidae
Product: ADP-ribosylation factor 4
Exons: 6
Coding region: 177-719 (180 amino acids)
Biological process (GO): intracellular protein transport; vesicle-mediated transport
Cellular component (GO): plasma membrane; cytoplasm
Molecular function (GO): GTP binding; GTPase activity
Source: RefSeq, a predicted model, not a curated record